AUGAAUAUUGUCCGAUUCAUAUCGAUCCUCAGAAUCACAUGUGCUGCUGUGGAAGUGCAUGUCGGUACCAAUGAGAAACUCGAGUCUAGCAAAUAUAACAAAACAUUGACUGAAGUACGGAGAGAGGCCGCGACCAAACUGCUAGUAAUUUCCACUGAGUUUAAAUCUGAUGAUGGCUUUAUCGACCUAAUGCGUCGCAUUGAGAAUAGUCUAGAGCAAUAUGAAGCCAACUACACGGAUUAUAUGACUAAUGUUAAAAGUAAGAAGACGUGGACUUUCUGGAAUGCGAUGUUCUAUGCUGGGACUAUUUAUACUACCAUAGUGCGUCGUGCCUCGCUAUGCCUCGAUAUAGUUGAGGAAUCUGUUAUCGACAAAGAUCUGUCAGAGUUGCAGUCAUUUAUAAAUAAAAAGGUGAUGAGUGAAGAAGGAAAUGAAGCGAAAAGUAGUUUGACCCUCUCCAUUCCCAAAAUAAAAGCUGAAUCCGAAACCCAGACCACUGGUCAAUUAGUGUCGAGAUCUCCUGAAAUAAUAAAAGACGAAAAUAUGGAUACUGAACAGAAACAAAUAAUGUCAAUUAGAAAAAGAAGAAAUCUAUCGAAAAAUCGAGGACAAGCUGCUCGUCAAAGAGAAAAGACUCCUGAACCUGGAAGAACUCCUAUUCCACAUGAAGACACGACUACAUCUGAUGACGAAGAAACGAAAUUACAACCACAACGAAAUUCAAGAGAACUUGAGGCAGAAAAGAACUAUUUAGAAGUGAAAAGAUUAGUCCAAGAGAGAGCUAGUGUCAAAGAUCCGGUGUAUGAUUUAGAUACUGACGAAAUAUUGGAAGCUAGAGUUACAGCAGCAAAUGAAAGAAGACGACGAAGCAUAUCACCUUUUGCAGUACCAGAUAAGGAGGAACUAAAAGGACUUGAACGAAAGGGAAGCUUUAUUGAUCCCUCUAAUAAAUUGUUAUCUACGAAUUAUAAUUUGAGUCCAAAAGAUGAAGAUAAAAAUCGCCGUAAUUCUUUAACUAUUGAACCUGCAAAAGAUAGCAAACUUUCCCUUUCCCCACCAACAACAGCUUCUCCAAUAGAAAAAGGAUUUCCAUUUCCUUUGCCCACGACUCCAAAAAAGUUAACUGAAAUUGUAUACGAUGAUGAAAAAACGGAAGGUAGAAAUAUUAAAUGUGCUGAAAAUAAUGAUGAAAUAUUUACUUUUGAAGAAAAAGAACCUAAGCAGUGUUCAAAAAUGCCUCCUAAAACACCUGAUACGCCAAACUCUCCUGGUGAACUCGUGACUAAAGUUAUUCAAGUGGAAAGAACACCCAGUAAAAAGUUAACUUCAGAUAAAAAACCAAACGUCGAAGUAAGGGAAAGAAUUGUCAGAACUCCAAGUAGGAAAAUGUCAUCAGAUGUUAAGCCAGUAAUUAUAAAGCAGCAACUUGCAAAACAGGUAAAAGAUGAACCACAAGCUAGAGUGCCACCUGUUAAACCUGCUCGCAGUAAAUCAGCAUCAAGAUUUGGGAGUAAAACAAGUGAGAGUGAAAUGAGUGAAGAUCAAGGAAAUCAACUACAAAACAAUCCUGCAGUACAGAAACGUAAGGUCCAACCAAUUCCUCGGCGUUUCACUAAAAAUAGAUCUCCAAGGGCUAAUCGCUCACAAUCAAUAAACAGAUUCGAUGAAACACAGGUAAUAGAUAAAACUGGGACUGGAAUGAGUCAAACUAGUAGAGAGAUUAUCGACCUUAUGCAAAAAGCUAGAGCUAGAAGUUUAUCUAUACCUAAAGAUGACCCAAGAAUUCCACCAGUGUAUAAGCAUCAUUCUAAAAAUUUGCAAACACCUUCUAUAACUCCGUCAACUCUGAGAAAUGUUAGAGGCAUAUCCUGUCCUAAAACGAUUCAAAUUAUCAGUGAUAAGGAAAUUUUGUCUGGUUUGUCAACAAAUCAAAGAGUUGGCUUAGAACAAGGAAAGCGUAGCAAACAAAGUUCUGGAUAUAUUGAUGCAAGUCAAUCGGAAUACACUUCUAGUUGUUAUUCAACUUCUCCUAGUGAAAACGAAUAUGAAUUUGAUUUAUCCGAACGAACAGCUGAAUUGACUCGAAAACUGAAGAUGCUCAGUCAAGAAGUGGAACGAGUUGAAACUAAAAGUAACUUAAUUUUAUCUAAAGAGAUUGCAAAUAGGCACAAAGAACCGAUAAUUGAUGAAAAGCCUAAAGUACGUAAAAGGUCUUUAAUUAGCGCCAAAAACGAAAUUCAGAAACCAAAUGAUAGCCAAUUAUCAGACAGUAAAAAAAAGGCUGAUAAUGAUGAUAAGAAACAAAAAGCAUUAAAAUCUAGAUGGAGAAUGAUAUCCUGUUGGCGGGAAUUUAAGCGGGAACGCAAAACAGAUUGUGAUAAAAUACGUUCGCUUAGAAAUAGAUGUAUUUGUGAUUUGUUGAUUUUGAUAAUAUUAUGCGGUUUGGGUGGCAUGAUGUUUAAAUCUUUUGAAGGAUCGUUUGAAAAUACUUACAAAUGCGGGUCUAGGAGUGUUAAGAGAGAUUUUAUUGAAGCAUUGUGGCGCGGUAGUCAUUACUUACGCGAAGAAGACUGGAAGUCUUUAGCUCGUAAUAAAUUACACGAAUUUGAGGAUCAACUGCAUACAGCAUUUGAAGCUGGCGUCACUUCUUACAGUGGACAGCGGUCGUGGAAUUUCAUGAACUCCUUCAUAUACUGUCUUACGUUAAUUACAACUAUUGGUUACGGCCAUAUUGCACCUAAAACUACAUAUGGGAGAGCGGCGACCAUAAUUUAUGCCAUAAUAGGUAUACCACUAUUCUUGAUUGUGCUAGCUGACUUUGGCAAACUCUUUACGAGGAUCAUCAAAUUCUUUUGGUCGUUUAUUCGGAGAUUUUACUACACAAGAAGUUGCCGGAAAGUCCGGAGAACCGUCCCCGUACAGGAGGUAAUGAAAGGACUGAAUGUUGUCUCUGAUUUUGUUCGGAGACCCUCCCAAAUAUUCAACGAAGAAGACAUCGAAGACGGCCAGACCCUGCCACCGCCUUUGACUAGGAAACCCAGUGACGUCCCUCCACCCUUACCCCCUAAACCAGGAGAGGCGAUAAUUAUAGAUGAUAAUGAUACAGAUCCAGAGACACCUGCUCCUUCGGUAUUUGAAAUUGACGAUGAGUUUAACCUACCAAUAUCAGUAGCGAUAGUAAUCUUAGUGAUAUAUAUAUUUAUAGGUGCAUUCAUUUAUAACCUUUGGGAGAAUUGGACAUUCUUUGAGUCGUUCUAUUUCGUUUUUAUAUCAAUGUCUACAAUAGGUCUUGGUGAUUUAGUACCCGAUCAUCCUCAUAGAAUGAUGGCCUCCAUUAUGUAUCUCGUUUUUGGUUUGGCUCUAACAUCUAUGUGUAUUAAUGUUGUCCAAGUCAAACUUAAUGAUACAUUUAAGCAGGCUAGUGCCAAACUUGGAGCUACUAUAGGCCUAAAGGUUGCUGAAGAAGAUGGAAGCCUUGUACCCAUUACACCACCACCCAUUGAGAUAGUACCAGUCCAUAAAUCUAAGACAGAACAUGAAGAUAAUAUUAAACGUAAACAAUUAGAAAGCGAAUUAAAAGAAAAUGAAUCCAAAGCAAAUGAAUCCAAAGAAAAUGAAUCCAAAGAAAAUGAAUCCAAAGAAAAUGAAUCUAAAGAAAAUGAAUUCAAAGAAAAUGAGUCCAAAGAAAAUGAAUCCAAAGAAUAUGAAUCCAAAGAAAAUGAUUCUAAUGAUAAAAAUAGGUAGAGUCAUUAAGAUUGAUUGGUGCUAUAAUCUAAUCGUAUUUAUUAUAAGUUAUAUUUUUAAGUAACUACUUACUAACUUAUAGAUUAUUAUAUUUUACAUAUUUAUUGUGUUGUUGAUGUGUGUGUAAAUAAAGUUUUUUUUUGUAAUUUAACUUUAUUUUUAUUAAAAUUAGUAAUAACAUGAAUUUGAAUUUUUUAACCUAUAUUGUGAGUAAAAUAAGAGUUUUUAGAUAGUCAAAAAUUCCGGCUGAAAUAGUUAAGGAUAAAAAUUCCUUUAUUAUUGCAAAAAAUAAGAAGAACGAGAAUUAUUUUUGUUUUAUUCAUUGAUUCAGGCAUAAUAGGAAUGUUCGCACCGAAUGAGUUU
This is a messenger RNA of Diatraea saccharalis (sugarcane borer), 4107 nucleotides long. The record is from the annotation of a GenBank genome assembly. Lineage: Eukaryota; Metazoa; Arthropoda; Insecta; Lepidoptera; Crambidae.